ACAAGGCAGAAAAUCAACGUACCGUAGCAACAUCCAACAGUGCUUCCAACACAACCUGGCAACAGCCCAGCGUGACAUGGCAUCCCACUAAUUCGGGACUCACUUGGAGCUCUGCACGAGGGUCUGGAUGUCAAUCUUUGGCUGUGAGGGGCUCAUUUAAACAAGUCAGUCACAACAAAGAUUUCACAGAUUCGCUUCAACAGAACUUUUAUGAAAACGUAUGUGAAAGGAAAGUGGAAAAACUGAGAUGCAAUAACGUGAGCAUGUGGAGCCUUCGGAACCAGUUCUUCACCCUGUGCCUCGCUGUGAGCUGUGUGCGCAGUGCAGCAGGAGUGAUCCAUGCAUAUGGAUAUGAAAGGGGAGAAGUUCAAUUCCCUUGUCACUAUCAGCCUGGUUAUGAGUCCUAUGAGAAGUACCUGUGCAAGGAGCCCUGUGGCUGGGAUGAAAUUCUUAUUAAGACGACUCAAACUGAUAAGAACAAAUACUCCCAACAAGAUGACCGUCGGAAUCAAGUCUUCACAGCGACUAUCCGUAAUCUGAGUUUUGCAGACGCAGGAAAAUACUGGUGUGCGGUGAGCGUAAAUGGAAAGGACCUCUACACUGAAAUUAAACUGGAAGUACUUCAGGACGAGUGUUGUGACCGAUCCACCAAAGUCCAAAGUUAUGAGGAGAGUUCAGUGUCCUUUAGUUGUCCGUAUGAGUCCAAGUACCAGAACAAUCUGAAGUACGUCUGCAGAGGAAACCAUCCGUCCAAAUGUCUGCAGGAUGCAAUAAUCACCUCAAACGGCAAUCAAACGGAACAGCUGCAACUUACUGAUGACACGGUGUUGAGGAUAUUCACAGUUACCAUGACCGAGCUGACCAGAGGCCAGUCUGGGUCGUACCUCUGUGGUGUCCAAGUAAACACGGGCCUGGAUGUUUUCUCUGCUUUUGAGCUGCAAGUGAAAGACUGGUGCUGUGUGACGUCAAUCAAUGAGAUCGGCAUUGUGGGAAACCAAGUAACGAUGCGGUGUCCGUACCCACCGGGACACAGGCAUAACAGGAAGUUCCUCUGCAGGGGAGAACAACGCAAGAAAUGCACAGACAUGACAUAUGAAAGCCGGUUCACACUGCGAGAAGAUAUGUCUUCCAGCUCCUUCUUGGUGAUAAUCUCAGAGUUGAAAGCAGAGGAUGCUGGGACAUACUGGUGUGGUUCAGACCCGGAGUGGAGUGCUGAUCAAUACACCAAGAUUCAUCUGUCAGCAGUCUCUAAGAAGCAAACCACCACUCUGAUCUCUACUGUCACCACCAUGGAACCUACCAGCUCACAAGCAACAGUUAUCCCUGAAAAAACGUUUGAAGCGAGUUCUCUCUCUGUGGUUUCCAUUGUGCUGCCCGUCCUGGUCACACUGGCGGUUGCCAUUAUUGGUGUCAUAGUUUGUAAAUACAAGUGUAGCAAAGUGCAAGGAGCUGGAGUCGACUUGAACACAAACAAAACCAAAGCAGACGAAACUGAGGAAGCGAUCGAAGUAGCAAAUGUUUAUAGAAACGAAGACUCAGCUUUCUCCAUGCAGCCUCCCCCCCGUCAGCUCUACGAUGAGGCAGGAGAAACCGAACAAGAGUCCGUGUACCAAAACUACGCAUCAACAGAGGACAUCUACUGCAAUCAAGAUUACAUUAGAGCCUUACAAGAUGGACAGCAGUAGUUUAUCUUGCAUUUUGGGGUACAUUCUUAUCCAAAUUAGUCCAUUUGUUUUGUCUCUAUUAAGAGUGGAUCAACACAUGUUGCAUUCUGCUGUGGCCCAACCUUCUCAAUGUCUGACUGAAAACUUUAGUACUAAAACAUUUAGUACUAACCAUUUUAUGGCUUAUUUCCCCUUAUUAUAUUCCAAUUAUUAUAAUGUUAUAUUAUGUACUGUAAAAAAUGCCUGAAUAAUUGCCUCAACUUGAUUUUUCAAAGAACAAAUUGUUGAUAUUGUUAUAUAAGAUAUUGUUAAUGACCAUUUCAGAUAUUUCCAUCAAACGGUAAUUCUAUAAUGUUAGUAUAAAAAAGAUGUAUUACAUGACAAAACAAUAUUUGAUGUCAUAAACAUAGCAACAAACUAGGAAAUAAUGUCCUAUUUGAAAGGGGAAGCAUCUGUUGUUUCAGUCUUUCUUUGAAAUAGUUUGGUGUUUCUGCGUAAUGGAGGUUAAUUUUUAUAUUCUUCCUCUUUUUUAAGCUUGUCUCACUGUCCGCAGUUUCUCAUUCUCAUUCCCCGCUGUUAACACAUUUUUUUAGUUGUUUAGAGAUAAAACCUUCCUCUAUCUGUGGACAGAGGACAGGACUUACUGAUUCUGACUGAUGUCUGUGUACUUUUUUUUGUAUUUUUUCUAAACUUGAAUUAAAAAUCGUAUUCAACAUAUUGAC
Molecule: messenger RNA, 2386 nt
Organism: Pungitius pungitius (ninespine stickleback)
Lineage: Eukaryota; Metazoa; Chordata; Actinopteri; Perciformes; Gasterosteidae
Product: polymeric immunoglobulin receptor-like
Exons: 10
Coding region: 264-1685 (473 amino acids)
Cellular component (GO): plasma membrane
Molecular function (GO): transmembrane signaling receptor activity
Source: RefSeq, a predicted model, not a curated record